AAGCCGUAGCCAAUCGCCACAGAAAGCCUCUGUGGCCUGUAGAACGCCUCGGGGGAAGGCUGCUUCUUCCGGCUGGGCCGAGGGGAGGCUGCGAACGUUGAAGGACACCGGCUGCGGAAUUUGUGGCUUUCGUGAGAUUGGAAUCAUGGCAGGUCCAGAAACUGAUGCCCAAUUCCAGUUCACUGGUAUUAAAAAAUAUUUCAACUCUUACACUCUCACAGGUAGAAUGAAUUGUGUACUGGCCACAUAUGGAGGCAUUGCUUUGAUGAUCUUAUACUUCAAGUUAAGGCCUAAAAAAACUCCAGCUGUGAAAGCAACAUAAAUGGAUUCUCAACUGUCUGUUAAGUUCCCAUGCCUGGAGAAGCUAAUGUCACCUCAUCAUGUGAUACUCAAUUUGUACAAUAAAUUAUGAACCUGGAAAA
Molecule: messenger RNA, 422 nt
Organism: Microcebus murinus (gray mouse lemur)
Lineage: Eukaryota; Metazoa; Chordata; Mammalia; Primates; Cheirogaleidae
Gene: ATP5MK
Product: ATP synthase membrane subunit k
Cellular component (GO): proton-transporting ATP synthase complex
Source: RefSeq, a predicted model, not a curated record